CUCACUGUAGCAACUGCAUGCCCGCAGUUGAGCAUGAGGAAAGAGUAUCUUUCUUGGAUUGAUUUCUUCCAUGAAACAUCAUCUUGACAUGUUUUCUUCUUGAUAAGUAUUCUCGGUCAGCACCAAUCGUACAGUAUCAUCAACAAACAUGAGGUAGCCUUAUUGACGAGUUACGACAAACCUCCAACCCCUGAAAACACCCCGAUUUCUUCAGUUUAGCGGUCUUGUCACUGGCCCUCGCAGUUGCAGCCGCCGUCUGCCCCACCAUCCACAACCCUCCAUGACCAUGAUGAACGCGCUCUGGUCGAGAAGCACCUCCUCUUCCGGCGACAGCGCAGAGAAAAGCGCCAAACCGCCCAGCGAUGCAGUGAGCACCACUUCCGAACAAGUGGCCGAUCUCUCGGACAGGCCAAAUGCGCCAGCCCUACCAGCUCGCCCGGCCCUCCACAGAAACCAGCCUUCGGCCCCUCCUCCAGCAGCACCGUCGAACCCUCCGCCGCCGGUGCCCUCCGGUGCUGGCUCCGGCAACGCCGCUAACAAUGCGUCGGCGCAACCUCAGGACUCCCUGUCUCUAGCCCAACUACGAAGGAUCGUUGCCGAGUUCCCCAAGUCCGAGCCGAUCGCCUACGACUAUGUCUACACUGAUGUGGGCCCCAUCGAGGAGGAGGUGGACGAGUGGUUCCUCUAUAACUUCUGGCAAUGGGUGCGUCUGAACACGGCCAACCGGGCCUUUGACAGCACAUGGGAAAGCAUGUUCGGGGAGGACGAGACCUGGGACAGUGUCGGAGACGACGACAGGCAGAGGUUCGUGCGGAACGCCGUCCAACAGUUGCAGACGUCAACCGACAAGACGGCCCGCGGCGAGGCUAUCGGCACGCUCGUGUACAUAGUGUUGGGACGUUGGGCCGAGACUGUCAAAGCAGCGAGCCUGCCCAAUUUUGCGGACCACAAGGUCAGGUCCGCCGCCACCAAGCAGCAGCUGGAUGCCAUGAAGGCAGGCGUCAAGCUGCUCGCUGAGUGUGGUGGCAUUCCUCCCAUGUGGGAUGCGCUGAGGAGGGCCUUCGAGCCAUUCUGGGCGGACGACGGAGACGUUGGCCAGAUAGUACAGGCCUAUGCCGAGGAGCUGAUGCAUUUGAUGACCAUUUUGUACAUCUCUUUGCAAACGACGCUAGACGACCUUGAGGAUAUGGCCUCGGCCCGCAAGGAACUACUUGCACUCAACCCGAAUCUGGUUCACUUCAUGUUGCAUGCCACGGCAAAACUUCGAUGGGACGAUAGGAACAUUCUCCCCCAAACCCAGGUUUUCCUUUUGUUCUGGAAGUCACUUCUCCUUGUUUUCGGCGGUUCCAAGCACAUCGCGGAGGCCAAAAAGGCUACGGCAGAAACACCUUCCGACGUUAAGGACAAGGAAAUCAUUACUGCUUCCCCGCUCGAUUACCAUGUGUUCCGGCAAGAGAUCACAUCCAAGUAUCCGUCAUAUAUCCCGCCCCAAUGUGCCAUUCCCCUCGAGGCAGAGCAGACGUCAAUCCUUCCUCCGCUACCUAACCACCCAACCAGGAACAAUGGACAAAACGGUAUCCUUCCCGGCCCACCAAACCAGAGCGCCUCCGCCUCGAUUCUCCAUCAGCCGGUUCACAUCGCGACUCCUGCGCCCUCCCCUCCUCCGAGCCCGGGUGUCGGUGGUAAAGGUGGUAAGAAGCAAAACUACCAGACUAACCAAAAUUUUCCGUUUAUGUAUCCGCCCUUGGACGCCACCAGCAACAGCGCUGGCGGAAAGGGAGUUGCCGGACUACAGGACCUGUUGGUAGGCAGGAAGUGGGAGGGAAGCGAUGUUCCCGCCUCCAUUAUCGAAGCUGGCGAACUAUUCUCCACGCGCACCAGGAUGACACGAGCUACCAGGCAGCUCUGGGAAGAGCGCGAGAGAUUCCUCAAGUUUGAGCGUGGAUGGGAAGGUGUCGAUGAGGACCUCAUUGACGAACUCGAUCUCUCAGAACUUACACUUGAGGAGAAGGAGGAGCUGGGCUUACUGAAGGAGAGCGACAAGAAAAAAGAUAAGCUCGGCCACGAAAUUGACUUGGGACCACGGCCUGUGGAUGAUGAUAUCAAACAUCGUCUUGAGGCCGUCGAGGAGUUCUAUAAAGAGGCUCUCCCUCAUCUGCAGUCACUAGUCAUUGUGCUGCUGAAGGCGAUUGUUGCUAUCGCCAGCAGUCUAGUUCAGCCGCAACCUGGACAGCAAAAUCCUGGUGCCCCGCAGAACAAUGGGCGUGUUAGCGGAGGGCCGCCCCAGGGUCGGGGUCAAAGUAAUGGUAACAAUGCUGGUAACGACCCUCCCUCCCCCUCGGAUGACAAUGUAGAUGAGGCUAGGAGCAGAGAAAUUGCGGCGAAGGCCGUGACAGGUAUCAUGAUCCUAUUGUUGAAGUGGCUAAAGCUGUCUCAUAUCCUCAAGUUCGAGUACUUCACACAGCUACUCUUGGACUCUAAUUAUCUUCCUCUAGUGCUGAAGCUGUUUGCUCUGCAUGAUGUGCAGCAGGUGGUUGAGAGCAAGACCGACAGGAUAGAGCACAGUUUCUUCUACUUCUGUGGUUCCCGUGCCGGCGCAAUUCCCCAGCAGGGUCUUAUCAACCCAACCGCGACCGACUUCGAAGACGUUGACGUGAGCGAAGACGAAGCCGCGCCUCCCGCCAUUAAGAGAAACCGUUCACCUCCUGGCGCAGAAAAGGGAGGACCACCCGACGCUUCAUCCCAAUUCAUAUCCUCGCAACCGCCCCAACAACAACAACAACAGUCAGAAAACUCGGGCGUCCCCAGCCGCCCCGAGGUCGACGAGCUCGGCUACCCCGUCAACCCGCUCCCCAAAGAGCCCAUCACCGACUUCUCCCGCCGCAACUUCUUCUCUCUGAUCAAUUACCUGCGCGUGAUGCAGAAAAUCUGCAAGCACAAGGCCCACCGCAACCUCCUGCUGGUGCACUACAAGUCCUCCAACAUCCUGCGCAAGUCCCUCAAGGUGCCCCAGCAGGAACUCCGCCUAUACACGCUCAAGCUCUUCAAGAACCAGGUCCCCUACUGCGGCCGCAAGUGGCGUCAGUCCAACAUGCGUGUCAUCACCGCCAUCUAUCUGCACUGCCGCCCCGAGCUGCGCGACGAGUGGCUAUCGGGCUCGGAUGUCGACGCCGAGGUCGAGGAGGCGCUGCCGCUCGAGCAGGCGCUCAGGAGUUUGACGCACUGGUUCAACGUGCAGCGGUAUCCCGAAAGGAUGGGCGCCGAGGUGACGGCGGCGAUGAGGGAGGAGAGAGAUUUUUUCACGAGAGAGCUGGAGAAGAGUGAUUGGAUGGGAUGGGAGGGGAUCAUGGCUGGAGGAGGGAUGGGGAUGGAUGGUGCUGGUGGUGCUGAGCCGAUGAUGGGGAUGCCCGGAAUGGGGAUGGGCAUGGGAAUCGGUGGAUUGCCCGGCAUGGGAGGCAUGGCGGGGAUUGAGUAUGCGGCUGCUGCUGCGGCGGCGCAGACGGAACAUGAGAGCUCGAUGGGGUGGAGUUAGGGUUCCUUACUUGACCAUGAUCUUUCUGCUCUGGGUGAAAUUAUGAUUGAAUUGAAGGAAUCGGGUAUAGGGCUUGAUGCUGACGCUAUCAUGCGUCUCGCUUCGGCACGCAUUGGGACGUUGAGGGCCUUGGAGGCGUUGAGGCACAUAGGGGAGGAGAGAUGGUUUUGGGUAAGGGGACGAGGAUGGCGGACCUUCUCCGUUGAAGAUUAAAUAAUGUUAUAUAAUCAGGUAGAUGCGAUGAGGAUGUCAUCCAUCCCGCAGCGUUCUCCUAACACAUUGAGGUCUCCAGCGGAACUACUAAUGGGAAUUAGUGGUAACAUCAG
Neurospora crassa OR74A is the source of this 3858-nucleotide messenger RNA. It is a transcript of the gene ham-2, whose product is annotated as hyphal anastamosis protein 2, variant. Lineage: Eukaryota; Fungi; Ascomycota; Sordariomycetes; Sordariales; Sordariaceae. The transcript has 6 exons. The record is from RefSeq and is a predicted model, not a curated record. Gene Ontology annotation, biological process: cytoskeleton organization. The coding region runs from base 281 to 3532 and encodes 1083 amino acids. Gene Ontology annotation, cellular component: cytosol.